AUAAACUGGGAUUUUAUUGUGUUACUCAAGUGUGCCGAUUGUUCUCGGCGUCGUAUUUUAUUGUAUUCGGAUUACACAGUUUCUAAACAACCUCCGUUGUUUGGUCUGGAGAACAACUGGAGAAGCAUUGUGAAACCUAAGUAUAUUAUUGAAUUUCUAAGUAAAAUGAUGGUUCUGGUCUCUGAUAUCCCAAAGGAAAGAGGAUUUGAUUCUGGAUAUUGCUGAAGCAGUGUGAAGCCAAAGAAUAUUACAGAUUGCGCUUAUUACUGAAUUCGAUGUCGAAGCACUUGUUCUAUUGUUUUAUAUUUCAAAAGAAAAGAGAUCGAUUCUGAAUAUAAGAAUAAUUGCUGAAGCAGUCUGCAGCCAAAAACCGCGAUUUUGUUAUUUUUUUCAAUAGUUACUUGUGAUAGUUCCAGAUAGCUAACAGCUUCGAAAUCUCUUAGAUAUUUGUUUUUUUCUUUCUUCUUAUUGGUGCUUUGUGUACUGCGUUUUCUCCUAUUUUGUAGCAGUUUUCCAGAAAUUUUGAUUAAGUGAAUAUUAUCUUUUAACACUAAUAGAUCGAACUUAGACGGUCUCGAUAUAUUCUUUUUGAGAGAAAUAAACAUUAAAGUCUAAGUGCGUUAUUUGCAUUUCUCGGAAAAUGCCAAAUUUUUGGACGUUUUACUCAGAUUGAUUAUUUAACAUUUACUUAAGAAAACAAAAUACAAGUAUCAACGAUAGAUAAUCUACCGACUUGGAUUCAUUUGGAUGAAAAGAGGCCCAUCAAAAGAGUUUAGCGAAUUUUGCAAAGUUUUCAAUUCAUCAUCUAUUUGUGAAUACUGAACGAAGCUGAAUCACUUUCGGAUUGAUAUGACUUUUGGAGAUUCAGCGUUCACAAUAUUGUAGAUGAAAUUAACAACCCCUCAAAUGAGACCCGGUGACUUUAAAAUGGUCAAUAUAUACAACAUUUUCGUCUUUAUUCAGGUCGUUUUAUUUCCGGGAACAUUUCUAAUGGCGUCAGUGAAAGCGUCAUCAUGUAUUCGUCAAGCAGAUAAUUCAUUUUUACAAAAUGGCCGGCGUCUUUCUGGCCACGUUUACACGUCAAUUCACAUCUUAGGCGUUGUUCGGUGUGCAAAGAUAUGUUACGCCGCGACAAAAUGUAAAUCAUUUAAUUACCAGAAAGGGAAGGCACUCUGUGAAUUGAGUGAUGAGGAUACUACUGGUGGAAAUGUUAGUAUUGAGAAUGACUUUAUUUUUGGCAACAGUUUCGAUGUACCGCAGACUGUGUCAGGGGCUUGUACUGGUCAUACGUGUCUACCAGCGGAAACGUGUUUACCGUUGUCAUCUGGUUACAAGUGUCUACCAACAGAAGGUGAAGUAGAAGUAAAUUGCGGACCACCACCUGCAGUUGAUGGUACUUCUGUAGUAUAUGAUUCUACCACCACGUCUGACACUGCCUUGUACAAAUGUACACCACCUUCCCUUAAGUACAGCGGGCUGGAUAUAAUUAACUGUACGAACAGUGCAGUGUGGACCACACAGGGAAUACAAUGCCGCAAUAUAGAAAUAUAUACAUCCCGAAUGACGCAGGCAGACGGUAAAACCACGUGUGAGAGUCAUGGCGGCAAUCUAUUAACUAUUACGUCAUCAGAGGACAUGGCGGUAGUGACUGAUUUCCUCGAGACAAAUAAUGUAAUAGAACAUGUUUGGAUUGGAUUAGAGUAUGAUAUGUCACGUGGAGAUUUUGUGUGGUCGAAUGGUCGUGAUUUUGACAACGAAGAUGUUUGGGGUGAUAAUGACCCGGACGACCCAGUGAAUAAACCCUGUAUUGUGAAAAGAAGGGAUAGCCGAGCACUGGACGAUAAAAGUUGUUCCGAACUGUACUACACAUUAUGUUCAUUAUUUUAAGUUCAUCGGGAUUUUCCAUGUUAUUGGCAUUGGUGCAGGACAAGGGGGGGGGGGGGUGCAUAGCAAAACGUCUAAUACUUCGGAUGGCACGUAAAGUCGAGGUCCGGUGUACACGUUGGCUUGAACUUCAAAGAACCUCCAUGAUAGCACACUCCAUGAUAUACGCCUGUCUUUGUUAGCCCGGAUGACGCAGAGAAGGGCUCUUUUAUGUGCUCACCUACGUGUACGUGGGACCUCGGUUUUUCGUCCCAUCGUUGUAGCUUGUCAGUCCUGCAACACUGAGACGGGGAAAUCACGCCGGAAAAAAACCCCACUAACUUUUCUAAGCCAACGUCUUACUCGUCGAGCCACCGCUGCUCACCACAUCCAUAAAUUAUAGAAUAGAAUCGUGAAUCGACCCAUCGCGGCCCCCCCAAUCAAUUAAUUCGAGAAUCGACCCAUCGCGGCUUACCCAUCCGUUAAUUCUAGAGUCGACCCAUCGCGGCUCCCCAAUCCAUUAAUUCUAGAAUCGGCCCAUCGCCCCCCCCCCCCCCCACGUCCGUUAAUUCUAGAGUAGACUCAUCGCGGCUCCCCCAUCCAUUAAUUCUAGAAUCGCCCCAUCGCCCCCCCCCCCCUUCAUUAAUUCUAGAGUCGACUCAUCGCGGCUCCCCCAUCCAUUAAUUCUAGAAUCGACCCAUCGCGGCUCCCCCAUCCUUUAAUUCUAGAAUCGACCUAUCGUGUCUCCUCCAUCCAUUAAUUCUAGAAUCGACCUAUCGCGUCUCCUCCAUCCAUUAAUUCUAGAAUCGACCUAUCGCAGCUUCCCCAUCCAUUAAUUCUAGAAUAAAAUGGCAUGGGGCUUAAAGUCUCGUGAAUACAAUAAUGCAGUCAUAUUGAAACUAACAUGUGUAAUUUCAUUUCUAUAGUUGUGUGUGCAAUGUAUAGGUGGUGUUCGGGGGAAUUUCAUCGGGGCAGUGGCGUUUCCACCUACUCUGUUUCGAAUUCUAACUGCCAAAGGUUCGCUUACGUAUUUGCCAGUGCUACUACCGAUGGACGUUUUGAUUCUGAACAACCCCAGGGAUUAUUUUGGCUUACUCUAGUCUCCAAAUGACGACAGUAAUGGGUUGGGGAAGUUAGAAAGAUUUAGGCAACCAACUUCCCAUUAAUUUUAUUAAUGUCCUGUCACUAUUCGAAUUCAAUACUUUAUUUUGAUGUACAUCAAAGAGGAUUAGCUCUGUAUACCUGAAUGUUUUCCUCAACAAUCAUAAACUUUGGCACU
This is a messenger RNA of Patella vulgata (common limpet), 3142 nucleotides long. Its product is annotated as aggrecan core protein. The record is from RefSeq and is a predicted model, not a curated record. The transcript is spliced from 5 exons. Bases 886 to 1887 code for a protein of 333 amino acids. Lineage: Eukaryota; Metazoa; Mollusca; Gastropoda; Patellidae.